This is a messenger RNA of Chrysoperla carnea, 1027 nucleotides long. Its product is annotated as nitric oxide synthase-interacting protein homolog. The coding region runs from base 125 to 997 and encodes 290 amino acids. The transcript is spliced from 5 exons. The record is from RefSeq and is a predicted model, not a curated record. Gene Ontology annotation, cellular component: nucleus. Gene Ontology annotation, molecular function: ubiquitin protein ligase activity. Lineage: Eukaryota; Metazoa; Arthropoda; Insecta; Neuroptera; Chrysopidae.
ACUUAUCGAUUACAACAGUGAAUUGUCAAAUAUUUUAAAUGUCUUCAAUUUACUUAACCCAUAUUUACUAAACAAAUAUUGAAUAAACAUUUAAUAAUACGAAAACGAAAAAAAAUUUGUUAAUAUGACAAGACAUGCAAGAAAUUGUACAGCAGGAGCUGUUUAUACAUACCACGAAAAAAAGAAAGAUGCGGCUGCUUCAGGGUAUGGAACAAGUAGUCAAAGAGUAGGCAAAGAUUCUGUAAAAGAUUUUGAUUGCUGUUCUUUAACUUUACAACCAUGCCGUAUUCCUGUAGUGACAAAAGAUGGUGUUCUUUUUGAUAAAGAAGCAAUAUACACAUAUAUUGUAGAAAAGAAAAAUGAAUAUAGUAGAAAACUAAAAGAAUAUGAACGACAAAAGCAAAAAGAAGAAAAUGAAAAAUCUGAAUCUGUAGCUGCUGAAACAUCAGAAAAAAUAGCAAAAUUCUUGAAAACUGAACAAAAUAUAGUAACAACAAAAAAUUUACCAAGUGGCUCAGAAGAAUCGACAUCCAUUUCAAAUAUGGCCAAUGGUAAGGACAAGGAAUUACCUAGCUUUUGGAUUCCAUCCAAAACACCACAAGCUGCAUCAUCUACUUUAAAAAAACCAGAAAAUGUUAUACCUUGUCCUGUAACUGGUAAACCUAUAAAAGCUAAAGAUCUGAUAGAAGUGAAAUUUACUUUAGUGAAAGAUCCAGAUGAUAAAAAGUCUAUGAUAACUAAGAAAAAUCGCUAUAUGUGUGCUGUUACACACGAUAUCUUAAGUAAUUCCGUUCCUUGUGCUGUUUUGAAACCAACCGGCGAUGUUGUAACGUUAGAAUGUGUCGAAAAAUUAAUUAAAAAAGAUUGGUUACAUCCAUUAAAUGGACAAAAACUAACAGAAAAGGAUAUCAUAGUUCUUCAACGGGGAGGAACCGGAUAUGCAACCGCAAAUGACAAUCUUGAAGGAAAGCAUUAUAGACCUGUAUUGCAAGCAUAGGUAUUAUUUUUUUUUUAAACUUAAUUUUAA